AUGGGCCGGCCGAUCGGGGCGAUCGCGGCUCUCGGUCUGCUCUUAGCCCUCGCCGCCGCCCAUCACCUGCCCUGGCACCUCGGGAACGAGCACGAGCCACCAGCCGACGUGCCGACCUUCCAACGCACGGCGGUCGAGAGCCAGCCGGACGACGUGUGGUCCUCCGCCUACGGAUCGGCAAGCUUGCCCUUGAGAUCGGCAGUGGAAUCGGUACCCGAUCAUCCCGAGUCUCGCCGCCAGCAGCUCAGAGAUGCCGUCGAGACUAGCCCCAGGACGUGGUCGAGGAAUCAGCCGUUACGCGAGGCCGUGGAGCGCCGACCAGCGCCUAGUUUCCAGGGGGGCUUCGACCACGAGGCCUUUUGGCUGGAGCAACUAACUCCACCUGCGAUCCGGCACGUCGAUCACCUCAAAAACGUGCUCUGCCACUUCGAGGCCGAGUCCACGUACCGCGAGGAGCCCUUUGCACUACUGCCCCGUGCCCUACCGGCUUACAAGUGCACGCACCUCGUAUACAGCGCGGCAAUCAUCGAUCCUCGAGAGUUCACGGUGAUCCCGCGCGAUCCCGAGUACGACAUCGUCAAAGGUGGGUACAUAGCCGCGGUGGGGCUGCGUCGUCGGGACCCGGCGCUACGAGUCCUCGUCUCUCUAAGCUCCGCCGAUCACGGCCGUGUUUACCGCGAGAUCCUCUCCGCGCCGGAGAAGCGCUUACCGAUCUUCGUGAGCUCGGCGCUCGAGUUUCUCGAGCAGCACGACUUUGAUGGAUUCGAAAUCGACUGGGAGACCGGCAGCGUGGCCUCGCUCAAGCUUUUGCUUCGUCACUUGCGCGGUGCCCUGCGCGAGCGCGGCUACUACCUGGCGGUCGCCCUCAGGCCCGAACAGCUCGCCGACGCCGAGCUCUCCGAGAUGGUCGACCUCUUGGUGCUGCGCUCCUGGCACUCGAGCCGGGAUCCCCAGGUCCUGACGACACCCGCGCCCCUCGACCUCCUCAUCGGCUUCGUCGAGCGGCUGACGAGCGCCGGCGCCCCACCCGCCAAGAUCAUCGUGGGACUACCCCUGUUUGGCUGGUCGUAUCGCAUGGCGAGCAGCGACGAGUCGGACGCGGCCGUGGGAUUCGGCAUCGAUGGACGGUACACGAAACGCAGGGGCCAGCUCGCCUACUACGAGAUAUGCGAGAAAUUGGAGGACCAGUGGCAGUACAAGAGGCACAAGAGCAACGGAUCGUACCUGGUACUGGGCGACCAGUGGAUUGGUUACGACGACCCGUUGUCGAUGAAAAUCAAGGCAGCUUACGCCCGAUCCGCCAGAUUGGGAGGCAUAUCGAUAUACUCGCUCGAUCUGGACGACUUCCAGGGCAUAUGCGGAAACGCGUGGCCAAUGUUCAACGCGGCCGUCAAGACGCUGGGCAUAUUCGACGAGCCGAGGGAAAAGUGCCCGAAAACCGGCCUCUACAGCGACCCCGACAACUGCUCCGGGUUCUUGUCUUGCUUCGACGGUCGGCUCCACCGUGGACCCUGCGGAGUAGGCCGGUUCUACGACCCGGUGCGGGGCCGGUGCGUGGGCGCGCGGCCCGAGGUCUGCAAGCCCGGGCACAGCGACAAGUCCUCGUACGGCAGCUUGGGGCUGGAGCGGCUGCGGCAACGGCAGCGCCACGACAAGCUCGAGUUCGCGGUCGACGGCGAGGACGGGCCGCGGGUCGUUUGCUACCUGACCUCGUGGGCCAUGUAUCGCAAGGGCGAGGGCAAAUUUGUCCCCGAACACAUCGACGCGCGGCUCUGCACUGACGUCGUUUACGCGUUUGCCGGCCUCAACCCGGAAACCCUGAUGCUCCAUCCCUUCGACUCGUGGGCCGACAUAGACAACAAUCUGUACGAGCGGGUGACCUCGAUAGCCGGGCCGCGGGUACUGUUGGCCCUGGGCGGCUGGACCGACAGCGCCGGCGACAAGUACUCGCGCAUGGUGAGCAGCCCCUCGGCCCGUCGGAAAUUUGUCGCCUCGGCCGCGAGUUUCUUGCGCGCCCACAACUUCCGGGGCCUGUCGCUCGAGUGGAACUACCCGGGCUGCUGGCAGAGCGACUGCCGGCGCGGCCCUGAAACGGACCGGCCCAACCUGACGCAACUGCUGGCCGAGCUGCGGGCCGAGUUCGACGCCCACGAGCCGAAACUCGCCCUCGCGGUCGCCAUCUCGGGCUACAAGGAGAUCAUCGACCGGGGCUACGACGUGCCCGAGAUAUCGAGGCUCGUCGAUUUCAUGACCGUCAUGGCGUACGACUACCACGGGGCCUACGAGUCGCGGACCAACCACCUGGCCCCGCUCUUUGCCGUGCCCGAUGACCCCACGCCCCACUACAAUCUGAACUACACGUUGAGUUAUCUGGUGAAACUCGGGGCGGACAGGUCAAAGUUGAUCGUGGACAUACCGAUGUACGGGCAAUCGUAUCGGCUGACGACACCGAGCGAGCACGGGCUCGGGGCCCCGUCGGCCGGUCCCGGCACAGCCGGCGAGUACACGAGGCAGCCCGGUAUGCUCGCUUACCACGAGAUCUGCGACAGACUCGAGAACGACAACUGGCAACUCGGACCUGGCCCGAGCGCUCAUCACAAGAAUCAAUUUGUGAGUUUCGACAAUGCCAAGAGCAUCGCGUACAAGGGCCAGUACGUGCUGAAGAAGAAGUUUGGCGGGGUGGCCGCCUGGACGAUCGAUCUCGACGAUUUUACGAAUCGCUGCUGCCUGGAGGCUUUUCCCCUGUUGCGCAGCAUCAACAGGGCCUUGGGGCGACUCUUGACUCCGGCGCCAUCGCAAAAGGACUGCCAGAAGCCGGUGGAGCCGGUCACGCCGGUCCCGCCGACUCUGACGCCGCACACCGACUCCAACGAUGGAAAACCCAUGCCGAGUCCCACGACUCCCUCGACUAGGCCGACCACCUGGCCCACGUGGACGGAGAGGCCGACGACUCCCUGGCACCAAGGGACCACUACAUUUUCCUGGAUGCCCGAGAGCACAAGUGCCACCACCACCACCACUACGACAAGGUACGCUAGCUUAAAGUCAUUUUACUCAUGUAGGAAACCGCCGGUGAGUCAGACGGGUUCCCUGGCCGGUAUGGCCUGUAAUACCGGCGAGCACCAGUCCGACCCGACAAACUGCGGUACUUUCUACCGGUGCGUGCUCGGUGAGUUCAAGCGCGAGUUUUGCGCCCCGGGAUUGCACUGGGACUCGACGAGGAAGCUCUGCGACUGGCCCGGUGCUGCCAAGUGCCAAGGCCCUUCAAAGCCAGUGACCACAACGACAAAGAGGCCAAUACACGAGGUCACGUCACCUGCGUCGACGACCACGAAAAGGCCAACAACGACGACGACGACGACCCAAAACCCAGGCAACGAGGUAUGCGAGCACGGCCAGUACUACGCGUACCCGGACUCGUGCAGCCACUUUUUGAUCUGCGUCAAUGGCGAUCUCGUGAAACAACAGUGCGGCCCUGGCCUCAACUGGAACGACGGGAAGAACAUGUGCGACUGGGCCUUCAAAAAUCCGUGCGGAAGCAACAAGGCCAAGAAGCAAAAGCACAAGGCCCCCCUCAAACAGUCGGAGGAGGCUCAGAAGAGUUGCACGAGCGGCAAGUACUUGCCGGUGCCGGGCGACUGCGGGAGCUACUACGCCUGCCUGUGGGGCAAGCCCCAGCGAUUCCAGUGCGCGCCUGGGCUCCACUUCAACAAGGCGAGCGGCAUCUGCGACUGGCCCAUCAGGGCCCAAUGCAAGCCCACAUCCACCGGCAGCGAAGAAAUCCCGCCCGACCACGUCGACUCGGACGAGGAGUUUCAAGCUCCAGCCCAGCCGUCCCCUACGCCCGCGACCACCUUGGCACCAGCCGUCGUAGACCCCGACAAAGUCUCGCCCCUCUCCGGGCACUUUAAGAUCGUGUGCUACUUCACGAAUUGGGCGUGGUACCGUCGUGGCUUGGGCCGCUACCUGCCGGAGAACAUCGACCACACGCUCUGCACGCACAUAGUCUACGGUUUCGCGGUCCUCGACUACUCGGACUUGAUAAUCAAGGCCCACGACUCUUGGGCGGACUUUGACAACCGGUUCUACGAGCGAGUCGUGGCGUACAAGAAGCGCGGCCUCAAGGUCAGUCUCGCCCUCGGCGGCUGGAACGACUCCCAAGGCGACAAGUACAGCCGCCUCGUGAACAAUCCAGCCGCGAGGAAGAGGUUCGUCGAGCAGGCCCUCCGGUUCGUCGAGAAGUACGGCUUCGACGGGCUCGACCUUGACUGGGAGUACCCGGUCUGCUGGCAGACGGACUGCGGCAGUGGCCCAAAGUCGGACAAGGAGGGCUUCGCCGCGAUGAUACGGGAACUGAGCGAGGCGUUCCGGCCCCGCGGUCUGUUGCUCUCGUCGGCCGUGUCGCCGAACAAAAAAAUCAUCGACGCCGGCUACGACGUGCCGGCCCUCGUCAAGUACUUCGACUGGAUAGCCGUGAUGACUUACGACUACCACGGCCAGUGGGACAAGAAGACGGGACACGUUGCCCCCAUGUACUACCACCCCAACGACGACGUGUACUACUUCAAUGCCAAUUACACCAUCAACUACUGGAUCUCCAAGGGCGCGCCGCCGAGGAAACUGAUCAUGGGUAUGCCGUUGUACGGACAAUCCUUUUCGAUGAACGAUCCGAGCGCUGGCACGGAUUUGAACGUACCGGCGAGUGCCGGCGAGGCGGGCGAGUUCACCAAGGCCGCGGGUUUCCUCGCCUACUACGAGAUCUGCUACCGGAUAAGGAACAAGGGCUGGCAGGUGGUCCAGGAUCCGGAGCGUCGCAUGGGCCCGUUCGCCUACAAGGGCAACCAGUGGGUCAGCUUCGACGACGCCGACAUGAUUAGGCAGAAGGCGCAGUUCGUCAGGGACAUGAACCUAGGUGGGGCCAUGGUCUGGGCACUGGAUCUCGAUGACUUUACGGGCAGGUGUGGCGAGGGUCCGCAUCCCCUGAUGCACACUCUCCAGCAGGUUCUCGCCGAGCCGCCCAACAGCCACGACAGGCCGAUAGCUCCGCCACACGUGGGACAAGAGUUGGAGUGGAUGCCGGCGAAGGUUCCGCUGUCAGGUAGCAGCGCGCCUCUGAUGUUGGAGAAAGAGGACGAGUACAAGGUAGUUUGUUACUUCACGAACUGGGCGUGGUACAGGCAGGGCGAGGGCAAAUUUCUUCCCGAGGACAUAGACGCCGAUCUCUGCAGCCACAUAAUCUACGGUUUCGCGGUCCUCGACGGCUCGACUCUUACGAUCAAGACUCACGACUCUUGGGCCGAUAUCGACAACAAAUUCUACGAGAGAGUGGUGGCGUACAGAGCCAAGGGUAAAAAAGUCCUCGUCGCGAUCGGAGGCUGGAACGACUCGGCGGACGACAAGUACAGCCGGCUGGCCAACAAUCCGUCAGCCAGGCAGCGUUUCAUCGCCAACGUGUUGCAGUUCAUCGAGAAGUACGGCUUCGACGGGCUCGACCUCGACUGGGAGUACCCGGUCUGUUGGCAGGUGGACUGCACGAGGGGCCCAAAAUCGGACAGGGACGCCUUUAGCAAACUGAUCGUCGAGCUGAGCAACGAGUUCAAGCCUCGCGGUCUGUUGCUCUCGUCGGCCGUGUCGCCGAACAACCGAGUCAUCACCGAGGGCUACGACGUGCCGGUGCUCGCCCAGCACCUCGACUGGAUAGCCGUGAUGACUUACGACUACCACGGCCAGUGGGACAAGAAAACGGGACACAAUGCUCCGUUUUACGCUCGUCCCGACGACUGGGAGCCAACCUUCAACGCUAACUACUCGAUUCACUAUUGGCUGGAACGCGGUGCGCCCCCGAAGAAGUUGAUCAUGGGUGUUCCACUGUACGGUCAGAGCUUCUCCCUCGCCGAGAGCAAACAGAAUGGACUCAACGCCCUAACUUACGGUGGUGGUGAAGCCGGGGAUGCCACCAGAGCCCGUGGUUUCCUCUCUUACUACGAGAUAUGCCAGAGAACCCUCAAGCGGGGCUGGACGGUGGUUCAAGAUCCUGAGAGGCGGAUUGGACCUUACGCCUAUAAGGGCGACCAGUGGGUCAGUUUCGACGACGCGGAGCAGGUCAGGCGCAAAUCCGAGUUCAUCAAGGAGCUCGGACUCGGUGGUGGCAUGGUCUGGGCCCUCGAUCUCGACGACUUCAAGAAUUACUGCGGCUGCGAACCCAGUCCUCUCCUAAGAACCAUGAACCGUGUUCUAGGAAGAUACCCUCCAGGACCGUUGUGCCAAGUGACGGACUCAGCCUUAGCUGAACCAGCCCCAGGAACGACCGCAAAACCCUCGACCGCUGUUACCGCUACUUCUCCGGGGAUGGAAGCAACCACGGAGGACGAUACGGACACGGUGGAAGUCGAGGCGGUUGACGGUCAACCGCCGGUCAUGAACCCCAUCGGCGACUGUCACAACCACCUGUUCAUCCCGCACAAGAAGGACUGUCGCAAGUACUACCUGUGCAACUUUGGCCAGCUGACCGAGCUCACCUGUCCGAAUGGACUUGUCUGGAACGAGGACCACUGCGAUUGGCCGAUGAAUACCAAGUGCAACGUCCCCACGCCUGGCUCGCCCGAUGGGGACAACCAACUCAUCAGUAGUACCAGCACACCGUCAUCGUCGCCAUCGUCGUCCAGUAGCCAGCCAACCGCCACGCUUCCCACAAUCUCCACCACCACCGAACACCACCAUCCUGUGGAAUCAACACCGGGUGGGCCGACGUUCGGUGGCCGCAAGCUGGUGUGUUACUUCACGAACUGGGCGUGGUACAGACCGGGAGCGGGCAAGUAUCUGCCAGAGGACAUAGACCCAAGCCUCUGCACGCACAUCGUCUACGGAUUCGCGGUCCUCGACUACGAGGGCCUCGUCAUCAAGAUGCACGAUUCCUGGGCCGACGUCGACAACCGGUUCUACGAGCGCGUGACGGCUCUGACGAAGAAGGGCAUCAAGGUGCUCAUCGGUCUCGGAGGCUGGAACGACUCCCAAGGCGACAAGUACAGCCGCCUCGUGAACAAUCCAGCAGCGAGGAAGAGGUUCGUCCAGGACAUAUUGCGCUUCAUCGAGAAACACGGCUUCUCCGGCCUCGACCUCGACUGGGAGUACCCAGUCUGCUGGCAGGUCGACUGCGGCAGUGGUCCAAAGUCGGACAAGCAGGGCUUCUCGGAGUGGGCGCGCGAACUGAGCGAGGCGUUCCGGCCGCGCGGGCUUCUCCUGUCGGCGGCCGUGUCGUCGAGCAAGCGCGUCAUCGACCACGGCUACGACGUGCCCAAACUGGCCAGCUACCUCGACUGGAUAGCCGUGAUGGCGUACGACUACCACGGCCAGUGGGACAAGAAGACGGGCCACCUGGCCCCCCUGUACUACUAUCCUGGUGACGACUACGACUACUUCAACGCCAACUUUUCGAUGCGCUACUGGAUAUCGAAGGGCGCGCCGGCGCACCGGCUGGUCAUGGGCACGCCGAUGUACGGCCAAAGCUUCACACUGGCCCAACCUGGGAACAGUGGACUUCAGGCGCACGCCCCUGGGCCCGGACAAGCCGGCGAGUUUACCCGGGCCGCCGGCUUCUUGGCUUUCUACGAGAUCUGCAGCAAAGUCAAGCGCGACGGCUGGACGGUCGUCAAAGAUCCGGAAGGUCGAAUCGGCCCGUACGCCACGAGGGGUGACCAAUGGGUUGGCUACGAUGACGUAUCUGACGUUGCUAGAAAGGCUAAAUUCAUCAGAGAUUUGGACCUGGGCGGCGGUAUGAUCUGGGCGCUGGAUUUAGACGACUUCCGCAACAGUUGUGGCUGCGGCAAGUACCCGCUGCUGAACGCACUCGCGCGUGGGUUACGCGGCGAGUACGAUCAAAUACAAGACUGCACGUAAUUUUUAUUUUCUCAUCUUUCUCUUUUUUAUAUGCGCGUAUAGGUAUCAUCGUGUGCCGAUGGCUAUAAAGAAAAAAAUAGUGUGUUGCCGCUUCUUAACCUUUGCUCCAAUCAAUUCUUUUUGUCACGUUGCACAUGGGGUUUACUCGUGCACGACGAGAGUCAUUGCACACUAUUUGUGCCUAUGGAUUAAAAAAUCCUUGUAACAGUCGAUCAUUGAAAAAAGUGUAUCAAUCGAUGUGGUGAUUUUUAUUAUUCGUUUUAUACGUAACAAAGUGCCGGUCAACACAAUCAAAUUGAAAUAUUUAAUUAAAAACAUUUAUAAACAACAGUUGUUGUUACGCUCAAGAUCCACAAAUAAAGAAGUAUGGGCAAA
Molecule: messenger RNA, 8271 nt
Organism: Copidosoma floridanum
Lineage: Eukaryota; Metazoa; Arthropoda; Insecta; Hymenoptera; Encyrtidae
Product: putative chitinase 10
Biological process (GO): carbohydrate metabolic process; chitin catabolic process
Cellular component (GO): extracellular region
Molecular function (GO): chitin binding; chitinase activity
Source: RefSeq, a predicted model, not a curated record